UUCUUAAUGAAAUCUAAUUGUCUAGUAAUGACAGUUUCUCCCUACCCCUCUCUUUUACAUCUGAAAAAGUGUUAAUGACAGUUUAUCUUCAGAGGAAGUCUUCCCUUCUCCAAACAAGUGUGCAGACAAGACACAGUUCAGCCACCAGUUGGGAUAGGAGAUGCUCUGGGGCCACACAGCCUCCUAAUGCACAGACGGUGACUUUUCAAUACCAUCUGUUCAUUAUUUCUUCACAGCCAUUUACAAUUUCUCCCCCUCCAUGAGGGCUGAAUAGAAAAAAUAAAGUCACACCUAGUUUUAGAGUUUCUGGAAGUUAGCUGCUCUUUCCCCUCGCUUUUUUCUCCAGUGCAGUAAAGGUUAUGGCUCUUCUUCCUACAUAUCCCGGUCAUUAGCUUCUGUAGACCCCUGCUUCGUGUUUCUUAGUGCUGAGUGCUAUGCCAUCCGCAAGUAACAGAAGAACAACAUUAUGUUAGUCUACUGUGUAUACUUGAAGAAAUAAUCUCGUAAAGCAAUCUGUUCUUUUAUUUCCUUUAACUUUGUAUAAGAAGCCUAAAUACUCUGCUUAUUCCUUAUAAGUAAAAGCUGAAUCUUUGGCUACCUUCUCUUGUAGAAGCACCUGGUAUUCUUUCCUUCUGAUAUUAAACACAUGGGAAGAUAGUAGUUGAAAUUUAGCCCUGAAAGCAUGCAUCGUGAGGAAUGCUAAAAGCUGACAGAAACGUUAGUUCCUGACCUUGGCAAAUCUUUUCUAAAUUUUUCUUUGUGAGCUUUUUGUCCUCUUCAUCUCCAGUUAAGAUCUUUGCUUCCUGAAGGGAUGGCAGGCUCACUUUAGACUAUGUAAUUGUCAAUUGUGAUGCAUAAAUAGCGUUCCACUCCUCCUACAUCAUAGGAGAACUUUAACUUGUGACUAAAUAGGAAACUCAAGAAGAGAAAUGACUGAAUGGUGUAGUUACUAUUGCCCUAUAGAUUUAUUUUUAAAAGAUUAAGACCUAUUAACAUGUAUAAGGUACUUUGGUCUGGGAAGCCAUAUGGUUCAUCUCGCAGUAUCGUAAGGAAAAUUGGUACUAAUUUAUCCUUGAUCCAGUGUCCAAGAGUUCAGUUUCAGCUUACCAGCCCUCCAACAGAAUGGAGCCCCAGCUACCCAGGAGAGGGUGCAGUGGCAUCUUUUGCUGAUGUUGGAUGGGUAGCCAAAGAAGAAGGAGAGUGUUCGACAAGACAAAGGUCAGAGGUCAGGUCAAGGCAGCCCCUUCAGGAUGACCUUCCUGUCCCUGAGAAGCCCCCGAGCAGGUGCUUUUCCUUACCAAACGCAGCUCCAGAAGAGCCUCAGCUGAAAACGACGACACUGGCGAACGAGGAAGCGCUGCAGAAGAUCUGUGCUCUUGAAAAUGAACUUGCUGCUCUCAGAGCUCAGAUUGCCAAAAUCGUGACCCUACAGGAACAGCAAAAUCUCACUGCAGGUGAUUUAGAUUCUGCCACAUCUGUGACCACAGCACCACCCUCUGUCCCACCACCUCCCCCUCCGCCACCUCCCCCGCCCCUCCCCCCACCAGGGCUCCACCAAAGUGUGUCUGCUAUUGAGCUGAUUAGAGAGCGAAGAGAGAAGAAAGCCUGUGCUGGAAAGACAGUGGUUAAGAACAGUCCAAAGAAACCUGAUAUGCCAAAUAUGCUAGAGAUCCUUAAAGAUAUGAACAGUGUAAAGCUUCGGUCGGUAAAAAGGCCAGAACAAGAUAUAAAGCCCAAACCAGUAGAUGCUGCUGACCCAGCUGCCCUCAUAGCAGAGGCUCUGAAGAAGAAAUUUGCUUAUCGCUAUCGGAGCGAUAGCCAAGGUGAAGUUGAAAAAGGAAUUCCGAAGUCUGAGUCAGAGGCCACCUCAGAAAGAGUAUUGUUUGGGCCACACAUGUUGAAGUCUACAGGAAAAAUGAAGGCUUUAAUUGAAAAUGUUUCAACUUCCUAACAGACAAUGAGCUGAGAAAGACUAUCCUGGUUCAGCUGUUGGUUUGUUAGGGCUCUUUGGCUGGUAGAAAUCAACACUAUUUAGUAAAUACCUGAAUUUAGUAUUCAGUGCUGCCUUUAAAAUUGAAUUAGAGGAUUAAGCAAUAACAGAAGCACUCAAAGUUGUGUUUGCUUUUAUGAGAAGGUCGGUUCUUAAGUAUUCCGUGGCAUGUGGAUAUUCUGACAGAACAUGUUUUUAAUGUGUUGCCAGGAUGUUAGGUUUCCAGGCUUGAAAAAAUUACAUAGACUUCAGAACAAAGAAAGGACAUUUGUAGAUGUGAGUUUUUAAUUCUGAACACUAAUUUAUCUGUACAAGUGUUUUAUAUGCAUACAUUUGGAUAUAGAACAGUCUGUGUAAAUGUAGUGAUGACAGCACUGAGGGUACUGUCAUCAUCCUUCGUCCUCAGUGAUCACUUACUAUUCAACGAUGGGACAGCUGGGACAACGCAAGUGGUUGGAGUGAAAUAUUUGAGAUUAGAAUCUUCUUGCCUUGAACAAAACUUCUAUCUUAGAUUCUCUCUCACAUUUUCUUGGAGAUGGGGUUUGAGUAGGAAGCGGAUAAUGUUCACUGCUGAAAUCCCAUGCUCCCCUUUAAAGGGCCACCCGGACCGGGAGAGCAGCCUCACCUCAGUGCCAUCCAGUGCUGAGGAAGGAAGUAUAGUUUUCAGAUAGUGAGGAAUCAAAUUAUUGAAUUAAAUCACUUUUUAAAGUAAAAGCCACAAUGUCCCAUCUUCUUUUUCUUUCAUUUUAAUAAAUGGCAUCAUAAAGAUGACUUGUUGCUAAGUCAGUACUUCUGGAAAUGUCAGCAUAAUGGAGUUUUAAAAUUUUUAAUAUUGGUCAAAGUAGUAGCUUUAUAAUGAAAAAUUGAAUAGGCAAAACGAUUUCCAAUAAGUUGUUUAUCAUUGGUCAGAAUGCUGUUCUGUUGAAUUAUAUUAUGCAGCAUAAACCUUAGCUGUUAUUAGAAAGUGGACAACGGCCUUUCUCAUCUAGGGCUUCUAAGGAAUUGCUGUAAGUGAUCAUUUUUAAAUGUUUGAUAAAUCUUCAUGAUUUUCUAUAUUUCUGUUAAACUCAGCUAGAGGUAAUGCCAGAAUCUCCUACCACAAGUAAAUAUUUGGAUUAUUUAAAUCUAGUGAAAAAAAUAGUUGUUUCUUCCUGGGGGGAUUAGGAGAUGGGGAAAGUAGAUAGACACUCACUUUUAAGUUAUUGGAAAUGUGUGCAAUGUUCUCAAUGUUAGCAAGUAUUAGUUGAGGUAAUUUACAUGGUUUGGUUAUUCAGCUUAAAUUUGAACGGUGGCUUAUUUUACACAUGUUGAUGUACACUGUUUCUAAGUGUUUUGUAUGGUUUAAAAAUUCUGCCUUUAAAAGAAAUUCAGAAAAUCCACCUCACAUGCAUAUUUUGACCUAAGAAAUUUAUAUUUGUAUCAGUAUUAAAUUUUGGCCAAUGCUCCAAUAUAAGGAAGUUACUGUUUUGGAAUAAAGCAAACUUUUAUUUUCCUUGGACCAUAA
Molecule: messenger RNA, 3494 nt
Organism: Equus caballus (horse)
Lineage: Eukaryota; Metazoa; Chordata; Mammalia; Perissodactyla; Equidae
Source: RefSeq, a predicted model, not a curated record